Meloidogyne enterolobii is the source of this 537-nucleotide messenger RNA. The record is from the annotation of a GenBank genome assembly. Lineage: Eukaryota; Metazoa; Nematoda; Chromadorea; Rhabditida; Meloidogynidae.
AUGCCUUCUCAUCAAUUUAUUGCCCAAAGUUGUUAUUCAGCAGUAAUGGCAGCAACUUUGCUUUUUACACUUAUUUCAAUGUUAACUCCUGGUUGGCAUUCAAUAAUUAAAGGAAACCAAAUUGGAGAAUAUGAUAAUUCGAAAACAAUUAAUUCUGGUAUUUUUAUUUGUGAGACCGAAGGAAUGUCUGAAUGUAUGGCGAAACGAAGCACUGUAGAUACUUUAAUUGGUGUUUUCUUAAUUAUGGCUGUUUUACUUGAAUUAAUUGCUUUGGGAUGGGCAAUUGCUUCUUUUAUUUUUGCUGAUAAAGGGGAAGGGGCAUCGAAAGGAAAAUUAAUUUUAUUUGCUCCUUUACUUGUCUUCUCUUUUUUAAUUUGUGGAUUGUUUUUACUUAUUAUUCUUUUGUUUUCGCUUAAACAAAAUGGACAAAUUGGAUUUGGUAAAUUUUUUAAAAAAAUAUUACCUAGCAAAGGAACAUUUCGAACUGUCAUCAAAAAUUUUUAUACUUUUUUGCACUAUCUGUUGUCCAAUAACUAA